Molecule: messenger RNA, 2677 nt
Organism: Vombatus ursinus (common wombat)
Lineage: Eukaryota; Metazoa; Chordata; Mammalia; Diprotodontia; Vombatidae
Gene: APBB3
Product: amyloid beta precursor protein binding family B member 3
Biological process (GO): regulation of DNA-templated transcription
Cellular component (GO): nucleus; cytoplasm
Molecular function (GO): amyloid-beta binding; transcription factor binding
Source: RefSeq, a predicted model, not a curated record
GGCGCAGAGGGGCCGGGCUUGUAAGAGCCGCAUCCCCGAGGUCGGGCUGGGAGGACGGGCUGGGGCCGGUGCCAUGCUGGGCAAGGACUACAUGUUAGCUAUCAUCUUGGUCAACUGCGACGAUGACUUGUGGGGUGACCAGAGCCUAGAGGGAGAGCCAGGGUUGCCUCCUGGGUGGCGGAAGAUCCAUGAUGCUGCUGGCACCUAUUACUGGCAUGUACCCAGUGGCAGUACUCAAUGGCAGCGCCCGGUCUGGGAACCUGGGGAUUCUGUACCACUUGACUCGGGCACAGAAGGAGCUUGGGGAUUACGACCCCCCAAGGGGAGAUCUUACUCUAGCCUGGAAAAUUCACUGGACCGAAGGACUUCUCUACCGUGGUGCGGGGAAGAAGCCUACAUCCCAAACAUGGAACCAGGCUCCAAGUGCUUUGCAGUACGAUCUCUGGGCUGGGUGGAGGUGCCUGAGGAGGACUUGGCACCUGGAAAGAGCAGCAUUGCUGUCAAUAACUGCAUUCAGCAGCUGGCACAGAGCCGGGGUCAAAGCCAUCCACCUGCUAGGGCCUGGGGUGAGGGUCAGAACAUGUUGAUGAUUCUGAAGAAAGACACAAUGAGUCUGGUGAAUCCCUUGGACCACAGCCUAAUCCAUUGUCAGCCCCUUGUGCACAUUCGAGUCUGGGGUGUGGGCAGCACCAAUGGCCGGGACUUCGCCUUUGUGGCGGGUGACAAGGACACCUGCAUGUUGAAAUGCCACGUGUUUCGCUGUGAUGUCCCAGCCAAGGCCAUUGCCAGCGCCCUGCAUGGGCUGUGUGCCCAGAUUCUGUCAGAGAGAGCAGGGGUGAGUGGUGACCCUCCUCAAUGUUCCUUGGACCCCAUCUCCCCUGAGGAUCUACCCAGGCAAGUGGAGCUUCUUGAUGCGGUGAGCCAGUCUGCCCAGCAGUAUGAGGCUCUCUACGUUGGGACCCUUCCAGUUAGCAAGGCUAUGGGGAUGGAUGUGCUGAAUGAAGCCAUUGGGGCCUUGACUUCCCAGGGGGACCAUCAUUCCUGGGCCCCAACCAUCCUCAGCGUCUCUGACUCACUCAUGACUGCAUUGCCUGUCCAGGGACAGGCAGAGCUGGGUGCAGAAGAGCCACUGUGGCAAUGUCCAGUACGACAUGUGACCUUCAUUGGUGUUGGCCAUGAUCCCCACACCUUUGGACUCAUUGCUGACCUUGGUCACCAACGGUUCCAGUGUGCUGCCUUCUGGUGCCAGCCCCAUGCUGGGGCACUAUCUGAAGCUGUUCAGGCUGCAUGCAUGGUACAGUAUCAGAAGUGUCUUGUGGCCUCUGCAGCCCGAGGGAAGGCCCGGGGUGCCCAAGCCCGGGCUCGACUUCGACUCAAGAGGACAAGCUCUGUGGACUCUGCAGGAGGACCCCUGCCUCUCCCACUCCCCCUGCUCAAGGGUGGAGUUGGAGGUGCGGGGGCUGCCCCCCGUAAAAGAGCACAGCAGUAUUUCAUCACAAUCACAUACCACAACUUACUCAGCCAUAACCCAAUUGUGGCAUCCCUUCAAUUUCCAGUUCUUUGCAACCACAAGUUGAGCUGGGGAAGAAACAUAAGGAGUAGGUGGGUGGAGCGCAAGCCCCGGGGCAGCCCAAUGAGAAGCGGACUAGCAAGGCGUGGCCCGCCUCCGGAAGUGACGCGCAACUUCCGCUGGCCAUGCGGAAGUGAGGCGAUGGCGGAGCUGUACGUGAAGCCGGGGAACAAAGAUAGAGGCUGGAAUGACCCUCCACAGUUCUCUUAUGGGUUGCAGACCCAGGCUAGCAGUCAUAAAAAGACACCACUCACUAAGCGGGUUGCAGCUCCCCAGGAUGGUGCUCCAAAAGUGCCUGCCUCAGAGCCUUUUGCUGGGGCUCCUCCAGUGGGACCACCACCUCUCCUGACAAAGGCUCCCGGGCCCCCUCUUUGGGGAAACUCUUCUCCUUUGAGGUUGGAACCUACCAGCUCCCCAGUCAUUUGUGAAACAAUGUUGGAAGAUGUGCUGGGACCCUUGGAACAGGCGUUGGAGGAUUGUCGGGCUCAUGCACAGAAACAGGUCUUUGAUGAUAUCAGCCGGCGACUAGCCUUGCUUCAGGGACAGUGGAAGAGUGAAAAGCUGUCAGUUCCUGUGAGGAAGAGGAUGACACUGCUGGUGCACGAGCUCAGGAACCACAACUGGGAUGGAGCUGAUGACAUACACCGAUCACUGAUGGUGGAUCAUGUGACUGAGGUCAGUCAGUGGAUGGUGGGAGUGAAAAGGUUAAUUGCAGAAAGGAGGAGCCUGCCUUCAGGGGAAGCUGCUAAGGAGAAGCCUACUACUACAGAGGAGAAUGAGGAGGUCUCAGGCCUCUCUGCAACUCUGUGACCCCCUAUUUUCUUCCUCCUCCAUCAGUCCCUAUCUCCCCCACUGUCCUAGACCUUGAACUAUCUCUGAAUGGGACCUGGUGAGGUUUGGGGUCCAGGGACUUACGUUUGCUGGCUUCCUUGACACCAGCAGGAGGUAGGGAGUUGGAAGAAGGGAAGGGAGGUUCUCUUUUAGCAGAGAAGCUGCUCCAACUCUAACUGGGACUUUGGCCUGACUCUGGGGAGGGAAGACUGUGUAGGCAGUUCAUUGGUUGCUUCUGACAUAUGCAAUUAAAUAAAAACAUCUUGUCCAGUGGUA